Orycteropus afer afer is the source of this 1617-nucleotide messenger RNA. RefSeq names its product syntrophin gamma 2 (gene SNTG2). The record is from RefSeq and is a predicted model, not a curated record. The transcript has 17 exons. Bases 1 to 1617 code for a protein of 538 amino acids. Gene Ontology annotation, molecular function: structural molecule activity; protein binding. Gene Ontology annotation, cellular component: dystrophin-associated glycoprotein complex; intracellular anatomical structure. NCBI's taxonomy places the organism in Eukaryota, Metazoa, Chordata, Mammalia, Tubulidentata, Orycteropodidae.
AUGACGUUAAGUUUCUCCAUCACCCCUUUCCACACAGGCAGUCGAUCUGAUUCCUGUGGAUUUGAUCCAACUAAAACUGGUAUUGCACUGUUGUAUGAUGAAGGGUCUGAAAAUGCAUAUGACAUCCGAUUGAAGCUAACAAAAGAGGUACUAACUAUCCAAAAACAAGAUGUCGUCUGUACUAGUGGAAGCAAUCACAGUGCAAAUCACAGAACUGUUACACUUCGCAGACAACCUAUUGGAGGCUUGGGCCUGAGUAUAAAGGGUGGUGCUGAACACAAGGUCCCUGUCGUCAUAUCAAAAAUAUUCAAAGAUCAAGCAGCUGACCAAACAGGAAUAUUGUUCAUAGGAGAUGCAGUUAUGCAGGUUAAUGGCAUUAAUGUAGAAAAUGCAACUCAUGAAGAAGUGGUGCAUCUUUUGAGAAAUGCUGGCGAUGAAGUUACCAUCACUGUUCAGUAUCUCAGGGAAGCUCCGUCAUUUCUGAAGCUCCCAUUAGGAUCCCCUGGGCCGUCCAGCGAUCAUAGCAGCGGGGCUUCUUCACCUCUGUUUGAUAGUGGUUUGCAUUUAAACGGGAACUCUAAUAACACAGCUCCAUCAUCACCUUCUUCGCCCAUAGCUAAUGAACCAAAAUAUGAGAAGCGCUGGCUAGACACCUUGUCAGUUCCACUGUCUAUGGCUCGAAUCUCAAGGUACAAAGCUGGAACGGAAAAAUUAAGGUCAAAUACAUUUGAAGUGCUGGCUCUGGAUGGAGUCAGCAGUGGAAUUCUUCAGUUCUACACAGCCCAGGAGAGUGCUGACUGGCUGAAAGCAGUAUCAGCAAAUAUUAGUGAUCUAACCCUUCAAAAUAUGAAAAUGGCCAACAAAUGCUGUUCUCCUUGUGACCAGGUUGUACAUAUGGGGUGGGUAAAUGAGAGACUCCAAGGAACUGACUCCUCUCAAACCUUCAAACACAAGUUCCUGGCACUGAAAGGUUCAUCCUUCUACAUUUUCAGCACUCCUCCGGUGAGCACAUUAGACUGGGUACGAGCCGAAAAAAUUUAUAACCUCUGUGAGGUAUUAUUUAAAGUUCAUAAGUUCUGGCUUACUGAUGACUGCUGGUUACAAGCAAACUUAUAUCUGGGUAUUCAAGACUUUGAUUUUGAAGACCAGAGGCCAUAUUGCUUCAGUGUCAUGGUUGGCCAUGGCAAGAGUCAUUUUUUUAAUGUAGAACUUGGAAGUGAGCUAGCUGUCUGGGAGAAGUCAUUCCAAAGAGCUACCUUUAUGGAAGUUCAAAGAACUGGGUCCAAAACAUAUAUGUGCAGCUGGCAAGGAGAUAUGCUGUGUUUCACAGUGGAUUUCGCGUUGGGAUUCACCUGUUUUGACAGUAAGACAAAGAAUGUGCUCUGGAGAUUUAAAUUCUCUCAGCUGAAGGGAUCUUCAGAUGAUGGAAAAACUCGAGUAAAGCUGCUAUUUCAGAAUCUAGACACCAAACAAAUUGAGAUGAAGGAACUUGAAUUUCAGGAUCUGACGGCUGUUUUGCAUUGCAUACACUCCUUUAUAGCAGCCAAGGUGGCCUCAGUGGAUCCCGUAUUCAUAGACAGCCAGAGUAUUGCAAGGAAAUACAUGUAUAACAGCUAA